This is a messenger RNA of Engraulis encrasicolus (European anchovy), 993 nucleotides long. Its product is annotated as histone H1-like. Gene Ontology annotation, cellular component: nucleosome; nucleus. Gene Ontology annotation, molecular function: structural constituent of chromatin; nucleosomal DNA binding; double-stranded DNA binding. The record is from RefSeq and is a predicted model, not a curated record. Lineage: Eukaryota; Metazoa; Chordata; Actinopteri; Clupeiformes; Engraulidae. The transcript has a single exon. Gene Ontology annotation, biological process: negative regulation of DNA recombination; chromosome condensation; nucleosome assembly. Bases 76 to 681 code for a protein of 201 amino acids.
GAUCUUAAGUCCUGCCCACUGGCUCAUCCAGUCACUCACUGAGAAGAGAAACUCUGUUAGAGAAACGCAACGAGAAUGGCAGACGCUGCUCCAGCCCCCGCUGCCGCACCGGCAAAGGCACCCAAGAAGAAGGCACCCAGGCCCAAGAAGACUGGUCCAAGUGUCGGCGAGUUGAUUGUAAAAGCAAUCGCUGCCUCCAAGGAGAAGAAGGGAGUGUCCCUUGCCGCUCUGAAGAAGGCGCUCGCUGCUGGCGGAUACGAUGUGGAGAAGAACAAGGCACGUGUCAAAGUGGCAGUCAGAGGACUGGUCACUAAAGGCACCCUUGUCCAGACUAAAGGAGUCGGUGCGUCCGGAUCCUUCAAGUUAGCCAAGAAGGCGGCCGAGCCCAAGAAGAAGGCAGUCAAGAAGCCAGCGGCCAAAAAGCAAGCUGCCAAGAAGCCCGCCGCAGCAAAGAAGCCCAAGAAGGCAGCAGCCAAAAAGCCAGCCGCCGCCAAGAAGUCCCCGAAGAAGGCUAAGAAGCCCGCAGCCCCCAAGAAGGCUACAAAGAGCCCCAAGAAGGCAAAGAAGCCCGCGGCUCCCAAGAAGGCAGCAAAGAGCCCGAAGAAGGCUAAGGCAGCCAAGCCCAAGGCAGCUAAACCUAAAGCAGCCAAGCCCAAGAAGGCAGCCCCUAAGAAGAAGUAAAUUCAUUUUAGGCUGCUGUUUCUCAAACAAAAGGCUCUUCUAAGAGCCACCCAAUUUCCUCAUUAAUUGCACACUUUCCAAUGAAAUGCACGCAUCGGUACUGUCUGAGAGUUUGACAUGAAUGAACUAGCGGUCUCCUGCCAAGCGUGAUUUGCGCCAUUUUUCACAACCAACCUCGUUCAUUGUUUGCAAAAUCACCGAGGCCCCACUCACGGCCCUGCCGCUAUUGCCAUGACGAUACAAAGGCUGAACCCAGCCAAACGCUACCAGUAAAUGGUUGGUUUUGAACAUGCACACACAUCUGUACAAGAU